ACAGCGUGCAUACACCAUUGGAUCCUUCCAACGCCAUCUGAAAACCUCCAGGACGCCUGAUCCAAUGUAAGGGCCCAGGGUAGGCGGCCGGUGGAAUACAAUGAAUCAUUCGUGGAAUAACUCUGGUGGCUUUUCGUGUAGGCAGCUGCAGUGCUCAGAGGAUGGAUGUGAUAAUCGGCCGCUGAGGAAUGAGGAUUGACCAAGCCAGGUUGGUGGCAGAGGCUAGAUCUCACAAUCCCUACAGCGGAUGCAGGGACACGAGCCGCCCGCCGCUACCAGUUCGCGUUGAGAAGUCUGUGCGUCAAGACAUUGCUAACCGAUAUUCUUGAAUCGCUGUGAUCUGUCACAAAUCCUUCCUAUCCGAUAUGUCACUAUUAGGACCGUAGUUUGACGAUAUUUAACAGUUAUAGGCAGGCUAACGCAGAAAUUUGUUAAUCGUUUCUUCAACCAACGAGGACACAAUCUUGUAGCUGAAAACGGGUAGCUGAUACGGUUCAACUGCACGACCAACGCCCUGGAAUCGAAAAGUUCGUAUUCAGCACGUUGAAAUUUCUGGUUCGGCUUUUGGCAAAUGACGGAUGAAUAGACUUUUUAUGUAAAAGUGGGGUCGGCCGCCAGAAUGAUCAGUGCUCCCGUUGACGAUGAUGCAGAAAGUCCCGAUGUACCGGCUCCUUUGACUAUUGAAGGAUGCGUUGAAAGAUACCAAGCACCUUGUGACAGCUGGAAAUAGCUUUCGCUUAUGAUCAAAAGACAGCUGCUCCACUGACUCGGGCCAGAUCACACUUGCGAAAGUCGCUCGUCACUCGAUAUGACUACUUUCGCGAACUACGUAGUCCGUGGAAGUAGGCGCGUUGUGUUUACGUGCGAGAAACCUAUUUCAGAUCGGCGUAGGUGCAAUGGAACAAAUAUUUUUGCUAGUAAUUCGGAGAUCCGGCCGAUUCGCGUAUCGAUUCAUACCAAGACUCCACAUCUCACAUAUGCCGUGUCUUCGGCAUAUGCCGGUCUUACACGCUUGAAGGAUCAGCAUAGAGACAUUCGGAAUAUGUUCCAACAGUCCCUGCCGGUAAGUGUGAUAGGAACCUGCCCCAUGCUCAAUACGAAGAGUUCAGAAUCCCUCAUCCUGUUGGUGACCAUUCGGGGCCGUGCAUAA
Periconia digitata is the source of this 1150-nucleotide messenger RNA. The record is from the annotation of a GenBank genome assembly. Lineage: Eukaryota; Fungi; Ascomycota; Dothideomycetes; Pleosporales; Periconiaceae.